Messenger RNA from Oryza brachyantha (malo sina), 2790 nucleotides. RefSeq names its product glutamate receptor 2.8-like. The coding region runs from base 1 to 2790 and encodes 929 amino acids. NCBI's taxonomy places the organism in Eukaryota, Viridiplantae, Streptophyta, Magnoliopsida, Poales, Poaceae. The record is from RefSeq and is a predicted model, not a curated record. Gene Ontology annotation, molecular function: glutamate-gated receptor activity. Gene Ontology annotation, cellular component: plasma membrane. The transcript is spliced from 5 exons.
AUGGAGAAAGCACCUCGAGCCAUCGUCGUCUUGCUCUUGCUGCGGCUCCUCGCCCAUUUCGGGGCCGUAGCUCUGAAUGUGAGUACAAACCCUGGGGCAGAUGAAUUCCAUGUCGGGGUGAUCCUGGACAUGGGCUCUUUAGUUGGCAAGGAAGCAAGAACCAGCAUUUCUCUGGCUGCUGAAGACUUCUAUGCAGUGCAUCGAAACUACAGCACAAGGUUGGUUCUCCAUGUCAGGGACUCCAUGGGUAACAGUUUCCAGGCUGCAUCAGCAGCUCUUGACCUGCUCAACAAUUACAAUGUGAAAGCUAUCAUUGGCCCUCAGAAAUCUUCAGAAGCAUUUUUCAUGAAAGAUAUUGCAAAUAUAAGUGAAGUACCUGUCAUCUCCUUCACAGCAACAAGUCCAUCCCUUACUUAUGAUAAUAUUCCAUAUUUUGUGCGUGCAACAAUAAGUGACUCCACACAAGUGAAUAGCAUUGCCUCUCUGAUCAAGUUUUAUGGAUGGAGAGAGGUGGUUCCUAUCUACAUAGACACUGAUUAUGGUACAGGUAUUAUGCUGGACCUUCUUGAAGCACUUCAAGGUAAUGAUGCCCGUGUUCCUUAUCAGAGCAUAAUACAUCAAUCAGCAACAAGAGAUCAAAUGACCCAGGAGCUAUACAAGUUGAUGACAAUGCAAACGAGGGUCUUCGUUGUGCACAUGACCUCUUCCAUGGCAUCUGUUCUCUUCACAAUGGCAAAAGAGGUGGGGAUGAUGAACAAAGGCUAUGUAUGGAUCAUAACAUUUGGAGUGGCCAGUUUAAUUGGAUCGCUAAAUCCAUCAGUUUUGGAAGCUAUGAAUGGUGCCCUGGGUGUAGAGGUCUAUGUUCCUAAAUCAACAGAACUUGAAAACUUCACCAUCAGAUGGAAUACGAGAUUCCGGAAGGACAAUCCAAAUGAUCCGUUGUUGAAACUUAGCAUAUUUGGCCUGUGGGGAUAUGAUACAAUCUGGGCAGUAGCACACGCAGCAGAAAUGGCCAGGCCUACAAAAGACAAAGUCCAGAUGCAUCAUAUGUCAAACAGCACGACAACCUUGAAAGGCCCAGGAAACACUCAAAAUGGUAUGAACUUCCUCGAUGCAAUUUUCCAGUACAAAUUUUGGGGUUUGAGUGGUUACUUUGACCUUUCAGAGAGGCAAUUGCAGCCUACCAGAUUUAAAAUAAUAAAUAUAGUUGGGAAAGGAUGGAGAGAUAUUGGGUUUUGGACUGCAAAAGAUGGAUUUUCACAGCGGUUAACCAAACCAAGAUCAAAUAGAACAUAUUUAGGCACAAAGCCUUACCUAAACCCUGUGAUUUGGCCAGGAGAAUCAACAAAUAUACCUAGGGGCUGGGAAAUUCCAACGAGUGGAAAGAAGCUUCAAGUUGGUGUAUGCACAAGUGGCGGAUACCCAGAGUAUAUAUAUGCUGAGAAGGAUCCUAUUAUCACGGGUAUAACAACAGCAAGUGGCCUUGUAGUUGAUGUGUUUGAAGAGACGGUAAAGAGACUUCCUUAUGCACUCCCCUAUGAGUAUGUAUUCUACAACACUACAGAGAAUAUAAGUUCGAGCUAUGAUGAUUUUGUGUACCAAGUUUAUCUCAAAAAAUAUGAUAUAGCAAUUGCAGACAUCACAAUCACGUAUAAAAGAUCUUCAUAUGUCGACUUCAGUUUGCCAUAUACAGAAUCAGGAGUAGCGAUGAUUGUUCCAGUCAAGAAAAACAUAAACACAACUACAUGGAUUUUCUUGAAGCCACUAACAUUUGAAAUGUGGUUUGGAAGCAUCAUGCUCUUUAUCUACACAGGGGUUGUUGUAUGGCUGCUGGAGUUUCUUAGUAACAACAAGAAUUUUUGUGGCCCUAUUCCGAAACAUAUGGUUAUGAUAUAUUUUUCCUUAUUUGCAAAGAAGGAGAUGGUAGAACGACCUCUAUCUCGGAUAGUGUUGAUCAUAUGGUUGUUCUUUCUUCUGGUACUAACAUCAAGUUACACAGCAAGUUUGACAUCAAUGCUAACUGUACAACAGCUUCAGCCAACAGUAACUGAUGUACAUGAACUCCUAAGAAAUGGAGAAUAUGUAGGUUAUCAGCGUGGUUCCUAUGUCAAGGAUCUUUUAGAUGAACUUGGUUUCAGCAAAUCGAAGAUCAGGCGAUAUGAUAACAUUGAUGAAUUUCGAGAUGCACUUUCUAAGGGAAGCAGCAAUGGUGGUAUUUCUGCCCUUGUGGAUGAAAUCCCAUACAUCAAACUAUUUCUUGCAAAGCACUGUGAAGGGUACACAAUGGUUGGACCAAUUUAUAAGACAGCAGGCUUUGGAUAUGCAUUUCAAAAGGAAUCCCCUCUACGCGGUGACAUCUCAAAGGCAAUCCUCAAUAUAACAGGGGGAGACACUAUCAUUCAGAUAGAGAAGAAAUGGAUUGGAGAUCAAAAUAAGUGCCGAAAUGUGGGCCCCGUCACUAUUUCGGGUAGUCUAACCUUUGAAAGUUUUAAGGGUCUGUUCAUUCUUACUGGAGUUGCCUCAACUUCUUCACUUUUGAUCGCUCUGGCUAUUUAUUUCUACAAAAACAAGCAAGUUAAAUCCGGAAAUGGAGAGCAAAACUUUGAACAAAAAGUUAAAGGAGACACAAUUGAGGUAGAGAAGCAACGAGAAGAAACUAGCAGAAAAAUGAUACAUGAUAAACAUCCGCAGAACAGCAUUGUUAACCGCAGUGGAUCGACUGCCAUUCACAGGGGUGACAGAGCUAGUGGACCACGAGUUCUACCUGUCUCGAGUUCGGCUCGAUUUUAG